AUGGACGAAGCUAACUGCACCUUUCUCGUCCUCUCCAAGGCUGCGUCGUCGCCAGACGCCAUUGCCAGUGGCGCUUGGGUCAAGGAUGCUGAUGUCGCCAAGCUCUAUGUCAACGCCGAGAUUCGACAAGAAGCCUCCAACGGCGGCGACGUACCCAACAUGACUUCUGCAUCGACCGAGGCGGCAGGCGAAAGCGAUGUCGGCGCUGCACUGUCGGUUGCCGUCGCUGAACGCUUGCCCGAGACACCACAGUGCGAAAUGACAUAUCCACUACCGACAUCGUUGGCUCUGGCGAUCGAGACAUCAGUGCAACUUCCGUCAUUGCAUACGGAAGUUGCUCCGUUGCCGGAAUCGGGGCAGCUGACAAGCCCCGACGAGCGGCGCGUCGUGCGGCUUCUCGUUAAGAACAAAAGCCGAAAGUCAUCGAAUCGGCUCUCGGACGACGAGGUAGCGUAUUUGAGGCAGUGCAAAGCCGCGGUGACACCUUCGCGCUGGCACCAAUGGGAGACGAAUGCACUUCACGCCCGCACAUCGCUGCAAGGCGAAAAGAAGCGGCGAGCGUCCUCUAAUGCCUCGUCGUCGUCGGCAUCACUCGCGUUGCACGAAGACGACGUCGCGUCGCUGCUCACAUCGCCGCGGUACGGCAAGAGUGCCCACUCGGUUGUCACCGAGUCGGAGCAAGCCAGUCUCUGUUGCGAGCCCGUGGACAGCGUGGAUGCCGAGGUGUAUGCACCGUUGAUCAACGCCGCGCCCCAUCAAUGUCGCCGGCAAAGUGCGUGCGACGACCAAGGUCGGUCGUGCAUGGAGCCUGCGUGCCUCUGGGCGCGGUACAUGCUCGAUGUAUGCAUUCAGCAACUCCAGCACACUGUGAGCGUUGGUCGCACGAUCGUUAGUUCUCCAGACGACGCCAGCAGCGCGAUUGCACGCAUCUCCAAGUCGGCCCAAGAGAUUGUGAUUUUGCACCAAACAAACCCGUACUUUGACGAUGGGUUUCGAGCCGACGCGUCGACGUCGCGGCCGUGGCUCGGCUCCACCGAGUCCUAA
Saprolegnia parasitica CBS 223.65 is the source of this 1044-nucleotide messenger RNA. RefSeq lists its product as hypothetical. The transcript has 3 exons. The coding region runs from base 1 to 1044 and encodes 347 amino acids. The record is from RefSeq and is a predicted model, not a curated record. Lineage: Eukaryota; Oomycota; Saprolegniomycetes; Saprolegniales; Saprolegniaceae.